Messenger RNA from Cornus florida, 1523 nucleotides. RefSeq lists its product as uncharacterized. The record is from RefSeq and is a predicted model, not a curated record. NCBI's taxonomy places the organism in Eukaryota, Viridiplantae, Streptophyta, Magnoliopsida, Cornales, Cornaceae. Bases 228 to 1235 code for a protein of 335 amino acids. The transcript has 9 exons. Gene Ontology annotation, cellular component: membrane.
UACCAUUACUGGUCCAAGUUUGAUGUUGUGGUGGAGUUUUGUUCUCCAGAAGCUGCUGCUACAGCAGUUAGUGUUUGUCACUUGGUCUUCAAGUUGACCUAACAAUCCAUCCUUCCCUCCCCUGACAAUGUGAAUCUAUAAAGGAAGUGUUGGUAGAAGAAGAAAGUGUUAGUUAGAAGAUCGAUCCCCUAUAAGAAAAGAAAGGUCAAACCAUACUCGGGAAGGUCAUGACUGAUGAUACAACCACCCUGAGUUAUUGGUUAAACUGGAGGUUCCUUUUCUGUGCAAUAUGGAUCUUAGCAGACAUGGUAGCAGCAUCAAUUUUAAUAUGGAAAUAUGAAGGUUUCAACAAAUCAAGAAAUGGAAGAAGAGAUAAUCAGCGAGAAACCGCAGGGUCUUUGUACGAGGAUGAAGCUUGGAAGACAUGUUGGAAAACAAUCCAUCCUGCUUGGUUGCUUGCUUAUAGAAUAACUGCUUUCAGUGUGCUUUUAGCAUCACUCAUCGCUAAUGUUGUUGUUGAUGGAGGCGGCAUAUUUUAUUAUUAUACUCAGUGGACGUUUGCAUUGGUGACAAUAUAUUUUGGGCUUGGAUCUUCAUUAUCCAUUUAUGGAUGUUGCCAAAAUUGCAAUGAAGUUGGUGGUGAUAGGGUUGAUCAAUUGGGUUUAGAUGCAGACCGAGGCACUUUCUUGGCUCCCACUUUUGGGGAAAAUGAAAAUAUGCCCAUCAUCUCCAAAAGCUUAAAUACCAAUGAAGAACCUCAUGUUCGUAAACCUGCCAGCAUAUGGGGCUACGCCUUUCAAACUACUUUCCAGAUGUGUGCAGGUGCCGUGACGAUCACUGAUUGCGUCUUUUGGUUCGUGAUCUAUCCAUUUCUCACUGACACAGAUUACAAAUUGGAUGCUCUGCAGGUGAUUAUGCACUCAUUCAACGCUAUCUUCCUCCUUGGUGAUGUGAUUUUGAAUUGCUUGCGGUUCCCUUUCUUCCGAAUUGCGUAUUUUGUUUUAUGGACCACUAUAUACGUCAUUUUCCAAUGGAUCCUCCAUGCUUUUGUUUCAAUGUGGUGGCCAUAUCCAUUUCUUGACUUGUCAUCCUCCUAUGCUCCCUUAUGGUACUUGGCAGUUGGAUUGAUGCAUCUCCCAUGCUACGGUUUUUUCGCUCUGAUAGUAAGGUUGAAGCAACUUUGGUUUUCGAGAUCAUUCCCGGAGGCCUAUCAGAGCCUGAGGGGAGAAAGUUAGUUGCCUCAGCACCAGAGACAAGUUAAGCAUUGCACCGGUGCCAACUCCUCUCCUUGCGUUGAUCUCACCUACAAUAAUUCAGGCUUCUUUUCUUGGAGGGGGUUCCAAAUGUAGUCCAUAUCUGUAAAAAAACUGGGUAGUUAUCUGGUAGAGAUAUAUUUUUACUUUCCCAAAAAAGGGGUAUAUUUUUUCUUCUCUUGAUAUUAUUUCUGAGAGAAGUAGAGAACUGUUGAUGCUUUUGAUAAUGAACUUUCGUUGAGGGAAUGAUAAAGUAUACAAUUUGUUGCA